This is a messenger RNA of Penicillium malachiteum, 210 nucleotides long. RefSeq lists its product as uncharacterized. The transcript is spliced from 2 exons. Bases 1 to 210 code for a protein of 69 amino acids. The record is from RefSeq and is a predicted model, not a curated record. Lineage: Eukaryota; Fungi; Ascomycota; Eurotiomycetes; Eurotiales; Aspergillaceae.
AUGGCGGAAUCGGCGGUGAAAAUCAUCAAGGGUGGCUUGGGGAAGUAUGCUCUGGUGGUCCUUGAUGGAUUGAUCAAACAUGUCUUAUCGGCGUUUGAGAGUGACUCGAGUGACCAAGACAAAGUCUCAAUUGAAAUUGCAAAACGCUAUAUCAAGGCAGAGAACUGUAAGAAUAUGGACUGGAAAGUGCACGCCGAGUGGGACAGGUAG